CGACUCUCAACCUGCAUAAUUAAGGUCAUUUUUGCUAAAAUUGUUGCAUUGGGCUUCUUUAAUAGUCAAGUUAUUGGAGUUUAGCCGAAACGUCUGCUAAAUACAUCAACCAAUAGCAUAAUCAAUUCAGACACCUGCAUGUAUGAUGUAACGUGCCCUAACAAUGUUAAAUGAUAAUGGGUAAAACUUUAUUUGGGUAUAUAAGUCCAGCAGAGUAGAGUAGUCUAUUCAAAAGUUUAAAAGCAUUUGUGAAAUUGGUUGCCUAUUACCGAUUGGAGCUUCCAGCAUUGGCUAGGCUAUGAUAUGGCCUUCGGCCUUGUACCUAUGGCCAAAUUACAGCGGCGGGGAUAUCGUUUACCAACUCCGGUCCCACUCGUGUCAUAUUUCUUAAAUACGCCAACAAAAAUGAGACGUGUCCUGGGGAGUUUCUGUUUGUAUACUUGAAAUAUGGAUAUCAGGUGUGUAAAACAUGUUUAGAUAUUUUGUGUAGCCUAGCCUAUUGUUGGAAACAAUAGGCUACGACCAAAAUGGAGGAUCUUCAACAAAAAGUUCCUAACCUAGUGGGUGGGAAUUUUCAGAUGGGGGUGGGUAGUCACCCUAUAUGGCUCUGGGGGUAGUAAUAUUCACAUUUCCCUGUCUAGCUUUGCAUAGUUUCUGACAUCAACCUCUCUCAACUAACCCACAGAAACUCAACACAUGGUUUUGUUUCGCACCUGGAGUGUUUGUAGAAGCAUCAGAGACCGAAAUGGAAUUACAAAAGCACAGAAAAAGAAUGUGGUCAUGAUGGGCAUUUUAUGAGCCAUGGAUGGAGGACGUUGGAAGUUUAUUCAUGCAUCAGAAGUUUGUUAUGCACACACACACUAUCUGAAAUUAUAUUAAACAACAUCCUUAUUGCUAAAGUGUUUUAUCACCCAGGCCUACCCCUCAUCCACUAGAUGGCAACAGCAUGACUUGGCAAGAUUAAGGACCACCCCAGUCCAAAGUCUGAACUUGAUCCAGGAAGCAGGUUAUUCCAACACUGUUUGCUACAGCACACAAUCUGCCGGAUUUCAGCCAUGGAGAAUAUCACAGACUACCUUUGUAAAUACAAAGACUAUGUGUUUGCCAUUGGAGUCACAACAGCAGAGUACAUAGACUCACUUCAAAACUUUGAGAUACGGGACAGUGAUGUGUUCGUUGUUACCUACCCCAAGUCAGGCACGGUAUGGGCACAACAAAUUGUGACACUGAUCUGCAAGUCUGACUUCAAGGACUCUGACCUUUACCCCAACAACUUGGAGAAAAUGCCUUGGUUGGAGUACCGUGAAGGCCGCCCAGACUACUCACUGCGUCCCUCCCCACGGCUCUUCGCCUCUCACCUCACCCCAGUCCUGAUGCCCCCCGGCCUGAAGGACAGAAGGGCAAAGGUUAUUUAUGUAAUGAGGAACCCGAAGGACAAUGUGGUGUCAUAUUACCAUUUCUGCCGUGCAUGGGCCGCUUUGGAAACCCCAAAGAGCUUUGAUGAAUUUCUUCAGCAGUAUCUUUUAGGCCAAGUUGGUGCUGCGUCCUGGUUCGACCAUGUGCGUGUCUGGAACUCUCAGAGAGAGCAGUACAAUAUUUUGUUUCUGACGUAUGAAGACAUGAUCAUGGACCUCCACACAGCUGUGCGGAAGAUUUGCCAUUUCCUGGAACGAGAUCUUGAUGAGGCAGCUAUCAACCGAGUAGUGGAAAAAGCCACCUUCAAGAACAUGAAAACAGACCCGAAAGCCAACUAUGAGUUUUUGCCCGAGGAACUCCUCAACAGAGAAAAAAGUCGCUUUCUCCGUAAAGGAACCAUUGGUGACUGGAAGAACACCUUCACAGUGGCCCAGAGUGAAAUGUUUGACCGUGUUUACCAGGAGAGAAUGGGAGACCUACCUUUGAAGUUUAUCUGGGAAAUGAAUGGACAGCCACGAUGACAUUGUAUUAUAAAGUUGCACAUGAAAGUCAUUAAGAAACAUCCCUACAAAAGACUACAACUGUCCCCUCUCUCUUUCAAACUGCUAUGUCUCUCUCUCUCUCUCUCUCUCUCUCUCUCUCUCUCUCUCUCACUCACACACACACACACAAAGACAUUUUCAUAAAAUAUUCAUCAUUCACUUGCUGAAGGAGCAGGAAUCGAAGAAAUAUUAUGCAUCAUCUUAAUACUGGUUGAACCAUUUAUUUUGAUCAAAUCAGUAAUUUGCAAAAUGAUACUUUUUUUAGAUAUUAUGCAAUCAGUUACUCAGUUAAAACAGAAAUGUAUGAAAUACAAUGACCAUCCAUGCGUUGCUUCUUUGCUUUGUAAUC
Molecule: messenger RNA, 2307 nt
Organism: Alosa sapidissima (American shad)
Lineage: Eukaryota; Metazoa; Chordata; Actinopteri; Clupeiformes; Clupeidae
Gene: sult3st1
Product: sulfotransferase family 3, cytosolic sulfotransferase 1
Exons: 7
Coding region: 1056-1937 (293 amino acids)
Biological process (GO): sulfation
Cellular component (GO): cytoplasm
Molecular function (GO): sulfotransferase activity
Source: RefSeq, a predicted model, not a curated record